Drosophila kikkawai is the source of this 769-nucleotide messenger RNA. RefSeq names its product protein PBDC1. Lineage: Eukaryota; Metazoa; Arthropoda; Insecta; Diptera; Drosophilidae. Gene Ontology annotation, cellular component: cytoplasm. The record is from RefSeq and is a predicted model, not a curated record.
GCGACCCCAUUGGAAACAGGGCCGUAUAGAAAGUAGUGUUAACGAUUUAAUAGCGGCUGGUCACACAGUCUGAUAAAUAAAGAAACGUGCUGAUAUUUUAAAGAUUCCUAAUUUUGAAAGAAAAUCAUUUACUGGACUCAAAAAUGGAGAUGAUGCAAGGAGCAUCGCUGCUCUCGCGCCCAGCCGAUGAGUUUGGUAAUGAUUCUCUGGUGGAGGAAAUGUGGGCCGCGAAAGCUCUGGAGCAUGCAGAGGUCCACUUCAAUCUGCUGACCAGCAUCCACCCAUCUCAACUGAGACUCACGCCCUACGACGACCAGAUAUAUGCCACCUUCAGACAGGAUUUUCCGGACCUUAAGGUGGGCCAGCUGACCGACGAAAGCCUGAAGUCCGCCGCGGAGAAGCUCAAGUGGCGGCAGUUUGCCGAGAAGUUUAACAAGAUGGACGACUACUCGUAUGGCACUCUGAUGCGUGCGGAUGCCACUAAGGAGUUCUCCCCGGAUAACUCUAUUUUCGUGUUCCGCGUUCAGUUUCUAGCAAUUGAGAUUGCCAGAAAUCGCGAGGGUCUCAACGAUGCGGUUUACAAGCAGCACAAGCCCCCCAGAAAGAUACCGGAUGAGGCAGGAGCUCAAUAACGUCUAUUUAGGUUCGGUUUAAGUUGUAAAGAUUAAAUGCCUCUUUAGAUGGCACUCAUCUCUAAGCUAACAUAUUGUUGUAAAUGAACGUGUAUUUUUCUAAAAACUAUCGAAAUAAAGAAAAACAUAUUUUUUUA